AAGCGGAUUUGGAGUGGGCGGCGGGCGCAGAGGGAAGCAGGGUCUGCAGAGGCGGGAAACGGGCAGAAAGGAGCAGAGCCUCCGCCUGUGCGUCUCUGCACGGUUCUCUUCCUCGGAACUGCUGACAGUCAACCAGGGGAAGCCCAGAGGCGCAGGAGUCAAGAAAAAGCAUGAGGAGAAAAUAAUGAAUAAUGAAGCUUUUUUGAUUGGAGAGAAUCAUAUCUCUGCAUUUUUGAAUUUUUUUUUCUCUUUUAAGGAUCUCCUGAAAUAAUUCUUUUAGUGGAGUGACAUGCCGGAUCACUACUGUUUUCUGUUCAACAGAAGUUAUAGGAUUGCAGGAAGGAAAAGCACAAUAUGUUUCUGGGAUGUACAACCUCACAUUUAUAGUUAAGAAGUCAUGAUAAAUCAUACUGUAUAAAAAUUCCAAACUUGGUAAAGGAAAAGUGGCAAUUUUCAAAAGCUUCAAUCUGGAAAUAAGAUUCUUUGGUAUCAUCUCAUCUACUAGGAUGUCAGAAGUUAGUGCUAAUUUGACUUUCAAUAUGAGCACUUCAUUUGAAGAGCCAAGAAAUGGACUCUCAAGAAUGGGACACAACAUUGUUGCUAUUUUUCUUGGACUAAUUCUAGUUUUCGGUUUCUUGAAUAACUUGGUUGUCCUCAUUCUCUUCUGUAAGUUUAAAACCUUGCGCAACCCUGUGAACAUGCUGCUGCUGAAUAUCAGUGCCAGCGACAUGCUAGUCUGCAUCUCUGGGACUACACUCAGCUUCAUAUCAAACAUUUAUGGCAGAUGGAUUGGAGGAGAACACGGCUGCAGGUGGUACGGCUUUGUCAAUUCUUGUUUUGGCAUUGUGUCUCUCAUCUCACUGGCCAUUCUGUCUUAUGAACGUUAUAGCACGCUUACACAAACGAAUAAACGUGGCUCUGACUACCAUAAAGCCCUUCUAGGCGUUGGAGGCUCCUGGCUCUAUUCUCUGAUUUGGACAGUACCGCCUCUCAUUGGCUGGAGCAGCUAUGGGCUUGAGGGGGCAGGCACCAGUUGUUCAGUCCGAUGGACAUCAGAAACACUUGAGUCAGUGACUUAUAUCAUCUGUCUCUUCAUAUUCUGCUUAGCCAUUCCCGUCAUGGUCAUGAUAUACUGCUAUGCUCGCCUCUUUUAUGCUGUCAAACAGGUUGGAAAAAUCCGAAAAACCUCUGCCCGGAAAAGAGAAUUCCACGUACUCUUCAUGAUCAUCACAACCAUCAUCUGUUACCUGAUCUGUUGGAUGCCCUAUGGGGUUAUAGCACUUCUUGCAACUUUUGGUCGUCCUGGCUUGGUGUCGCCUGUAGCCAGUGUCAUUCCUUCUAUCUUGGCAAAGAGCAGUACUGUAUGCAAUCCCAUCAUCUACAUUCUAAUGAACAAGCAGUUCUAUAAAUGCUUUCUCAUGCUUCUGCACUGCCAACCUUCUUCAGUUGCUGAUGGAGAAACCAUAUGCCAGUCAAAGGUCACGGCCAUCCACCAAAACCAGAAGGCACAAGGUGGAGUUACACUAAAAAGCCAAGUAGUCCCACAAAUGGAUGAGAAAGCAAUCUGUCUUCUGAGCCCAGAGUCAAGCCUGGAUCCGGUUUCAGAAAGCACACCCCAACUGUCCAAGGAAAAUUCAUUCCUGUGAAAAAGUACAAGCUAUUGCCUGUACAACUACAUCAAAUAUGUUACAGUUUGUAACUAAUCGG
Anolis sagrei ordinatus is the source of this 1707-nucleotide messenger RNA. Its product is annotated as vertebrate ancient opsin-like. Gene Ontology annotation, biological process: G protein-coupled receptor signaling pathway; visual perception; phototransduction. Gene Ontology annotation, cellular component: plasma membrane; photoreceptor outer segment. The record is from RefSeq and is a predicted model, not a curated record. Lineage: Eukaryota; Metazoa; Chordata; Lepidosauria; Squamata; Anolidae. Gene Ontology annotation, molecular function: G protein-coupled photoreceptor activity.